Wyeomyia smithii (pitcher-plant mosquito) is the source of this 565-nucleotide messenger RNA. RefSeq lists its product as uncharacterized. The coding region runs from base 119 to 469 and encodes 116 amino acids. The transcript is spliced from 3 exons. The record is from RefSeq and is a predicted model, not a curated record. NCBI's taxonomy places the organism in Eukaryota, Metazoa, Arthropoda, Insecta, Diptera, Culicidae.
UUUUGCUUUGAUAGAGAUAGCGCAUCGGCGUGGUCGUAGGUUACUGACGGCGGUGGUGUGCAUUGGCGUGCUAUUGAGCUGCACUAUAGAAUAUCGCAAUCCAGAUGACACCAGUGAUAUGUUUCCGGCAUCGCUACUAUCCAGCGAAUCUUGCAGUGUGUCUCUCGAGGAGGGUGCACCGGACCUUCUCUCGUCGGAUAUACUCACAGGUGAUCCAAUGGUAUCACUCUGCGCGGAAGUAUUAUCGAAAAUAAGCAUAACACAGGAGUGUAUAAUAGAUCCACCAACCGAAAAAGAAGAGGAAUGGCCAAUGUGGAUCGACGAGCAACUCCUAGGAAUUCACACGGCUGAAAUUUUCUACACUGAAGAGUUGAAGGAAAUUGCUCAGGAAGCUCUGGAAAAUGAACCAGUUAAUCUACAAAUCAGUCAGCCAGCCGAUGACCGUGAAUCAUACAGAACAGAAAAUUAGACCAAAAGCACGGAAGAUCUGGAAAAUGAACUAGUUACUAUCAAUCAGCCAUCCGAUGAUCGUAAGUAGGCCUAUUUUCUCAUAAUUAGAAAGAAC